This is a messenger RNA of Fusarium coffeatum, 1278 nucleotides long. RefSeq lists its product as uncharacterized. The transcript has 5 exons. Bases 1 to 1278 code for a protein of 425 amino acids. The record is from RefSeq and is a predicted model, not a curated record. Lineage: Eukaryota; Fungi; Ascomycota; Sordariomycetes; Hypocreales; Nectriaceae.
AUGGCUGCUCAAGCUGUUCAGCCUCAAUCCAAGUCGGCCAAGAAGAAGGCCACCAAGGCUCUUGAGCGAACCGAAUCUCCCGCUCCUAGCGUUGCUUCUGCCACUGCCGAUAAGAACAGCGAUGACAGCUUCGAGAGCCCCUACAUCAAGGAGAUCCAGAAGAAUAUCCGAAAUGUCAACAAGAAAAUCACCAACGCCUCCAAGACCGAUUCCCUUCUAGCCCAGAAUCCUGGCAAGUCACUUGACGAACUCGUCGAGGCAAAAAUUAUCAACGCCGACCAGAAGGCUCAGAUCCUCAAGAAGCCUUCUCUACAGCAGCAGCUAGCGCAAUACGAGGAGCAGCUUACUCAAUACCAGAAGGUUGACGAGCAGUACAAGACACGUGCUGCUAGUGACAAGGCAGAAUGGGAGAAGAACCUCGAGAAGGCCAAGGCCGAUGCAAAGGCCGAGGCUAAGGCUGAAGCUACCAAGAACCUCCAUGACAACCUCUUGGUCCUGUCACAAUUUUUGCGACUUGCCGCCUACCGUCGUGAGGAAGCUCAGGACCCCGAGUCUGAUGAAAGCCAGGCGAUCGAGGGAGUGCUUCUUGCCAUCUACUCCGGAGACGAGAGCGCUGUUCAGUCCAUGCUGAAGCUUGUCAACGGCUCCGAUGAUCAGGUUGUUAGCGUUCCUGGCGAGCAGCUGCAGACUCCUUUUUCCAAGGUUAAGGCCCUUGCCCAAGAAUACAAGACCCCGUACGAUGAUGCUCAGCCCGCUGAAGACAACGCCGAGCCACCCAAGGACGUUGCUACGGACCCUACUAUCGCGCAUGCCGCUGCUACCGAGAUCGAGGCCGGUGAUACCGUUCUUCCUUCCAUCACUACCGAGCCUUCUUCUAACGGCUUGGCUAACGCCAGCGUCGCCGACGAUGCUGCCAACGCUGUCGCCGAGAGCCACUGGGACACCACUAACAAUGAGAUGUCCACUUCCCAGGAGUGGGUCGACGUGAAGCCCGCCGAGGCUGUUGAGGAAGCCGCUGCUCCCGCCCCUACUCGUGUCGCCAACGCCAACUCUUGGGCUGAUGACCACCCAGAGACCAAUGCCCCUACUGAUCCCAACGAUGGGUUCCACCAGGUCCAGCGAACCCGACCUCGCAACGAUGGUGGUAACCACCGAGGUCGUGGACGAGGUGAGCACCGAGGCCGAGGAGGUUUCCGUGGUGACGGUCGCGGUCGUGGCCGCGGUCGUGGAGGCUCUGGCGGUGCCCCUCGAGGUCAACGACGUAGCGAUGAGCCUUAA